GGCAGGCGGUGGGGGGCGGACCGGGGGAAGCCGGGGCGGAGCCGGCGGAGUACGGCGUGCCGGGCUACGCCUCCCGGGGCCACUGGGCCGCGCCCGUUGGCGGAAGCCCGGCUCAGUCCGGCCGGAGACGCUCUGGUCAAGGGUCCGCGGCGGCGCCGGCGCGCCCGCUUUCGCUCCGUGCCCGCUAGCUGGCCUCCGGCCGCAGCACCCGCGCGCCGCGGUCCCCGGGCCAUGCAGCGCUUAGCCAUGGACCUGCGGAUGCUCUCCCGGGAGCUCUCGCUCUACCUGGAGCAUCAAGUCCGGAUCGGUUUCUUCGGUUCGGGAGUGGGCUUAUCCCUGAUCCUGGGCUUCAGCUUCGCUUACGCCUGCUACUACAUGAGCAGCAUUGCCAAGAAGCCCCAGUUAGUGACAGGGGGUGAAAGUUUCAGCCGCUUCCUUCAGGACCACUGUCCUGUGGUGACAGAAACGUACUACCCGACGGUCUGGUGCUGGGAGAGUCGAGGACAGACACUGCUGAGACCUUUCAUCACUUCCAAGCCUCCGGUGAAGUAUAGGAAUGAACUUAUUAAAACUGCAGAUGGAGGACAGAUUUCACUGGACUGGUUUGAUGAUGAUAACAGUAAGUGUUAUAUGGAUGCCAGCACCAGACCUACUAUCUUAUUGCUGCCUGGCCUCACUGGAACAAGCAAGGAAUCGUAUAUCCUUCAUAUGAUUCACCUUAGUGAAGAAUUGGGAUACAGAUGUGUGGUUUUUAACAACAGAGGAGUGGCAGGGGAGAAUCUCUUGACGCCAAGGACUUACUGUUGUGCGAACACUGAAGACUUGGAGACGGUCAUUCAGCAUGUUCACAGUCUGUACCCUUCUGCUCCAUUCCUGGCAGCAGGAGUUUCAAUGGGAGGGCACCGGCAUAUGUUUGUAAAACAAAUUGACAUGGAUCAUGUCAUGAAGGCUAAAUCCAUAAGAGAAUUUGAUAAGCGAUUCACUUCAGUCAUGUUUGGCUACCGAACAAUUGACGAUUAUUAUACUGAUGCCAGUCCAAAUCGUAGACUGAAAUCAGUAGGGAUUCCAGUGUUGUGUCUGAAUUCUGUGGAUGAUGUUUUUUCACCCAGUCAUGCUAUUCCAAUAGAAACUGCUAAGCAAAACCCUAAUGUUGCUUUGGUCCUUACUUCUUAUGGAGGCCAUAUUGGUUUUCUGGAGGGAAUCUGGCCAAGACAGUCCACUUACAUGGAUCGAGUCUUCAAGCAGUUUGUGCAGGCCAUGGUUGAACACGGACAUGAACUCUCUGGCAUGUAGUUCUUCAGGUGCAUUUUGUCUAAACCACCGUAUAAAGGCAGCUCAGCUUACUGCACAAAUCUUAAUUACUGUAUAUAAAGCAAAUUAGCCAGCAGGUGGUGAAGAGGUCCAGAAUGACAUGCAAAAACUACUUUUUGGAGUAACAAAACAACUUUGUAGCAAGAAAUAAAAUAUAGAUUUAGACUGUAACUUAUGUAGAUUUUAUUUUUACUAUGCCUUACCAAGUAUGACCUUAAAUAAAGUAGUACAAACAUGGAAUUGCACUUAACCAAAACUAUUGUGUAAAAAGAUUUUAAUUCCUCAGGGUUUUAAUUUGGGCUAGUAUUAUUUUAGAUAAUUUAUUUUAGGUGAUUUAUGGUACUUUAAUAAUUGUAAUAGGACUUGACUUUAUUUAUUUGAAUGUAAGUUAUAAGUUGGCACAUUCAUAAGGGUAUUUAUACCUAAUGAUGGUAACAUGAAAACUGAAAUAAGAUAAAAUACAAUGUGCUAAAUCUUUUACGUAUUUUAACUUUAAAAGGCAAAUGCAACAAAUGUUAGACUUCUAUACAUGUUCUUUUACUCUAAUAAUAUUAAAUUAAGGCUGACUUAUGUUUUAUAAUGAUUAUAGUUCACAUGCUUAUUUUUUAAAUAGUGUAUGUGCAUACUUAUAUAUCAUUAUAUUAAAUUCUACCAUUUUAAAUUGUUUCUUUGUGAGAUUUUAUCCACAAAAAAGUAAUCCCUAGAGUAAUUUGUGAUUUCAUAAAUGCAUUAGUAAGAAAUAUUACAACUGUAUUGUUUCAGUUUCCAGAAUAUUGGGCUCCCACCGUUCGUACCAAUUAAAAAUACUUUCAGCUACAGGAAACCCAUCUAACAGUGAUUUAGGAAUAACAAUAUUUAAUUAUCUUGCAUCACAAGAAGUCUCCAUGUAAGCAGUCUCCAGAUGUAGGUGUU
Aethalodelphis obliquidens (Pacific white-sided dolphin) is the source of this 2223-nucleotide messenger RNA. RefSeq names its product abhydrolase domain containing 3, phospholipase (gene ABHD3). The transcript is spliced from 8 exons. The coding region runs from base 232 to 1293 and encodes 353 amino acids. NCBI's taxonomy places the organism in Eukaryota, Metazoa, Chordata, Mammalia, Artiodactyla, Delphinidae. Gene Ontology annotation, biological process: phosphatidylcholine metabolic process; medium-chain fatty acid biosynthetic process; medium-chain fatty acid catabolic process. Gene Ontology annotation, molecular function: monoacylglycerol lipase activity; glycerophospholipid phospholipase A1 activity; A2-type glycerophospholipase activity. The record is from RefSeq and is a predicted model, not a curated record.